Molecule: messenger RNA, 1524 nt
Organism: Condylura cristata (star-nosed mole)
Lineage: Eukaryota; Metazoa; Chordata; Mammalia; Eulipotyphla; Talpidae
Gene: IMPA2
Product: inositol(myo)-1(or 4)-monophosphatase 2
Exons: 8
Coding region: 195-1061 (288 amino acids)
Biological process (GO): phosphatidylinositol phosphate biosynthetic process; inositol metabolic process; signal transduction
Molecular function (GO): inositol monophosphate 1-phosphatase activity
Source: RefSeq, a predicted model, not a curated record
GACGCGCGGCGCGGCUACUCCGCUGUCGGCUGGGUCUUCGCGCUUCCCGCGGACAUAGCUGAGGGGCCUGCGGCGGCUAAAGCAGAGGGCUGUGCGUGGAAGAGGAGGGCUUGCGGAGCCUAAUUUCGGGGCCGCAAGCGCCGGUGGGGACCCGGCAAGGAGGGCUGGAAGUGGCGGGGACAGGCGAGGCCGCGAUGAAGCCGAGCGGCGAGGACGGGGCGGCGCCCUCCGUGGGCCCCUGGGAGGAGUGUUUCGAGGCUGCGGUGCAGCUGGCGCUGCGGGCGGGACAGAUCAUCAGAAAAGCCCUUUCUGAAGAAAAACAUGUCUCAACAAAAACAUCAGCUGCAGAUCUGGUGACGGAAACGGACCACCUGGUUGAAGAUUUAAUUAUUUCUGAACUACAGAAGAAGUUUCCUUCACACAGGUUCAUUGCAGAAGAGGCUGCAGCAGCAGGAGCCAAGUGUGUGCUCACUCCCAGCCCCACCUGGAUCGUCGACCCCAUUGAUGGCACCUGCAACUUUGUGCACAGAUUUCCAACCGUGGCAGUAAGCAUUGGGUUUGCUGUGAACCAAGAGCUUGAGUUUGGAGUCAUCUACCACUGCACUGAGGAGCGGCUGUACACGGGCCGGCGGGGCCAGGGCGCCUUCUGCAAUGGCCAGCGGCUCCGGGCCUCCCGGGAGACAGAUCUCUCAAAGGCCUUGGUUCUAACAGAAAUCGGUCCCAAACGUGAUCCUGCCACUCUGAAAUUGUUCCUGAGCAACAUGGAGAGGUUACUCCACGCCAAAGCUCAUGGGGUCCGAGUGAUUGGCAGCUCCACCCUGGCACUCUGCCACCUGGCCUCGGGGGCUGCAGAUGCCUAUUACCAAUUUGGCCUGCACUGCUGGGACCUGGCUGCAGCCACGGUCAUCAUUAGAGAAGCAGGUGGCAUUGUUAUAGACACUUCAGGUGGACCCCUCGACCUCAUGUCCUGCAGAGUGGUUGCUGCAGGCACCCGGGAAAUGGCCACACUCAUAGCUCAGGCCUUACAGACAAUUAACUACGGGCGAGACGACGAGAAGUGACUGGGAGCAGACAAUGAAGAGAACAGACUCAAGGACUGGGCUCCCCGGGCAUGCUAAAGCUGGCAGCCCUGGGCAGGAAGUGCCUUGAGUAGCCUGCACUCUGUCACAUGUCUCCUGAGUUCCUCUCCACCCCAAAGGAAGGUGUUUUGUUAACGCACGUGACUCUCUGGUUAAUUGCACAUUUUUCACCGGGAUUUGGUGUUUAGCUGGUUUCUCUCUGUAAUCACACACAGCCUUUUUCAGGUUAGUACAAUUCUUAUAUCAGGGCCAAAACCCAAAUCUCAGAUGACAUAUGUAUUGACAAUGCAAUCUUGAUUCCCCCCUUCACACCCCUUUCCCCACUCCACCCCUGAAUGCAAAUCUCAGGUAAUACGGCUUUAGAACUGCUGAUGAAGCGGACUUGUUCUCAGGCCCUCCCCGUGGUACUUAUCACAAUGCAAUAAAUCAAAGUAAUGGCACUCUG